Notodromas monacha is the source of this 689-nucleotide messenger RNA. Lineage: Eukaryota; Metazoa; Arthropoda; Ostracoda; Podocopida; Cyprididae. The record is from the annotation of a GenBank genome assembly.
AUGGAGGUUGUUGCUGAUGAUGAUGAGGGACUGGGAUGCAAGAAUCUCUUACUGGGUGGGGAACAUGGUUGGGAAGUGGCUUCCCCGAAAAAGAAAAAUGGUUUGGGUGACACAGUGGCUGAUGUGGUCCAAGCAGUUGACCUCACAGGGUUGUUGGAUGACAAAGUUGCUACUGUUGUCUUAAAUGCAGCAACUGACAGUGAUGGUGUAGAGGGCACGCUGCUGCUCACACACAGAUUCUUCUUGGAUAACCUCAGGAUCAGUGGCAGCAUCACUGGAUUGAAUGCUGGGGAGUCAAUCAAUAUUCAUGCCAGGAGAAGUGGCAAUGUGGCUGAUGGUUGUGCAAAUCAAGGAGAUUUCUUCAAUCCAAAUAUGGCAACCAAUGGAGGGUUUCUGGUGUCCUCAGCAACUGCAGAUGAUUCUGGCACAGCAACCAUUGAAGACAAUACCCCAGCUGCUUUAGCAACCUUGUGGCCUUACUUUGGACAAAGUCUUUAUACCAGAUCCAUCAGAGUCAGCACUAAUGACAACAGUGGCUCCCCGCAGGAUGGUACUGCAAGAGCUUGUGGUGCAGUGAACAAACCCUGAAACUAUCUGUGAUAUUGUUUCAAUUUCAAGACUGAUUUUUUUUAUAUUCUUUGUUCUUCAAAAUGGGUCGGAGUCUGAGAAUAUACACGUACAAAGAAAAC